Messenger RNA from Ylistrum balloti, 1842 nucleotides. Its product is annotated as steryl-sulfatase-like. Lineage: Eukaryota; Metazoa; Mollusca; Bivalvia; Pectinida; Pectinidae. The record is from RefSeq and is a predicted model, not a curated record. The coding region runs from base 1 to 1842 and encodes 613 amino acids. The transcript is spliced from 6 exons. Gene Ontology annotation, molecular function: arylsulfatase activity.
AUGACGCCAGCCCUGGUAGUGAUUCCAUUACUAGGGCUUUUCUUUAGAGACACACAUGCCACACCCAAUAUCGUCAUUUUCAUCGCAGACGACCUCGGUUAUGGUGAUGUGGGUUGCUUUGGUAAUACGUCCUUGAACACUCCAAACAUUGACCGUCUUGCGCGGGAAGGCGCUAAAAUGACACACCACCUAGCGGCCGCGAGCAUGUGUUCCCCGAGUCGUACAGCUUUUCUGACGGGGCGGUAUCCGAUCAGAUCAGGUAUGGUGCCGUCAGGACAUAUUCGAAUAAACACAUUUGUUGCCAGCUACGGAGGACUUCCUACAAGCGAGGUUACCAUAGCGGAAUUGGCAAAAUCGGCAGGCUACAAGACGGCUUUAAUAGGGAAGUGGCACUUGGGUUUGAGCCGUACAUAUGGAGACAAUAUCUAUCACCCGAGGAACCAGGGGUUUGACACCUUUUACGGCCUCCCUUUAACAAACCUUAGAGAUUUUGGCGAUGACGGGGACUCCAUUUUCAGAGACUACAUUCCAGUGUGGCAGUGGCGAUGUUUUGCUAUUACAUUGAUCGGAUUUUUGACGUCUUUUGGACUUUACAAGCGAAAGUAUGUCGGGACUCCAUGUUGUUUAAUGUUAAUCAUACUAACUAUAUUAUUAGUGGGAACAUUCCUACUUGUUGUUACGAACAUGAAACUAUUGAACAGUAUGAUUUAUAGAGAUUUUGAAAUAGUGGAACAGCCAAUUCGUCUGAGGGGAAUGACCCAAAGAUUCGCGAAAGAGAGCAUAGACUUUCUAGAACAACGAAAAGUCGACAAGAAUCCAUUUUUUCUAAUGGUUUCUUGGACGCAUGUGCAUACGGCUAUCCAGGUAACGAAAGCCUUCCGAGGGCGGACGCGUCACGGUCGCUAUGGUGAUGCGGUGGAGGAACUUGACAGUGGGGUAGGUGAAAUUACGGAUGCUCUGGACAGACUUGGACUUAGCGACGAAACUAUUGUCUACUUUACAUCCGACAACGGUGGUUAUUUGGAAGAAACUGGUCUCCAUGGAGAAAUGGAUGGUGGAUACAAUGGAAUUUUCAAAGGCGGUAAAGGUCAGGGCGCUGUGGAAGGGGGUAUACGCAUGCCAGGGGUGAUUCGAUGGCCAGGUAAAAUCACACCCGGUACGGUAGUAGACGAACCUACCUGGAUGAUGGACAUGUACCCGACACUAGCGAGUGCGAUGAGGGCCAAGAUACCUAGUGAUCGUUCUAUAGACGGAAAAGACAUUCUUCCUCUCCUCAGUAAGACCGACACAGUGUCACCUCAUUCAUUCAUGGUUCAUUACUGUGGAAUCGACGUACAUGCUAUUCGAUAUAGACCAAGAACAGGUAACAAGGUUUGGAAACUGGUGUUUAGAUCGCCUAACUAUGUUCCUGGAACAAACAAAUGUCUUCCUAUAUGUACCUGUCCAGACGCAGUGAUCCACAAUGAACCUUUACUACAUGACUUAACAUCGGACCCAAGUGAAGCCACCCCUAUUAACUACUCGGGUGAUUCUCAACUGGAAAAUGUGGUAGCCAUCAUACAGGAGGCAUACAAACGUCACAUACGGUCUAUCGAGCCCGUGGAAAUUCAAUUUUCUACUCCAAAUGUGAUGUGGAGGCCUCAUUUACAAGUGUGCUAUCAGAUUCCAGAAUUCCAUACUUAUAGCAGACAAUACUUGAACGAAGGUCUACAAGUCCAUCAAGCAGGAUUGUACUUCAACCAGCUUCAGCUAUUUAUUACUGAUGCUGAGGCUCCAAUUCUGUGUGCAUCUGAGAUUGCAGUUGGGAAAGUUGACAUCAUUGCAUGUCUUCAAAUAGAGUAA